[Torrubiella] hemipterigena is the source of this 3994-nucleotide messenger RNA. NCBI's taxonomy places the organism in Eukaryota, Fungi, Ascomycota, Sordariomycetes, Hypocreales, Clavicipitaceae. The record is from the annotation of a GenBank genome assembly.
CAGCCUGCUUUCUCCAUUUUCUGUCCCUUGCCUGCUUUUUCCCUCCUACUUUUGCCUGUUUUCGUUCUUUGCUGCUUUUUAACUUCUUCAUCUCUUGCUUUUCCUCUCUUUUUUUACUUUUUUUUAUUCGUUUCCCAAACUCUCCUCCUAGCGUCACAAGCCAAACGCCCAUAAAAGCCCAACGACAUUGCCCUUGUAUUGAGCCUCAGCCUCCCUCGCCUCGAGACAUUCCACGUCGUGUUUCGCAAUCAGACAUUGAUCAACUCUCCGUUUUCACCACGGUCCUACACGCACCCGGCCUCUCUGCUGUUUAUAUCAGCUUCCAGCAGCCGUAACUGGCUUUGCAACGGCGCCUGCCCUGCUGCGACGCUUUCCUCAUCGCCAUCACCCUCGUGCCGCGCGGAGGGGCACGGCCCAACAUAAUGGACUUCUCAGACGGCCGUUCCAAGCGGGACCGCCUCAUGGGCAGGCUCUUUGGUGGCAAGGAGAAGAAAGAAACACAGAUUGAAGCUGCUGCCAAUGUCGACGACUUUCUACGCAACACAUCCGACGACUUGAGCGUUGCCCAUCCCGUGCCGCCCCCGCCUCCAUCAGCCCUGCCGAAGCUCGACACCACCAUUUCACGAUAUCCCCAAGCUCUCGCCGUUAACCAGUCCAUGCCUGUGCAGCAAACCAGUCGCCCUUCUUCGUCAAGCAGGCAAGAGCAGCAACCACCUUCACCACGCAAACCUCGACCAAACAGAAAAGGGCAGCAUGUCACCUUCAUGAACGGGCCUCCAGCCGUUAUAGGCGUGGGAGGUGACGAAUGCGAGUUCCCUGUAAUGGAAAUAGCCAAAUCGAAGCCAAAAAGAUCACCUUCAGCUCCAGCCGGCCCAUUCAAACCAUCGCCAACAAAACGCCGUCCAGCACCCCUCAGCUCAGAACCAUUUACCCAGCCGCCGUUGCGACGAGCCGCGACUGGCAAUGGAGGCGUCUUCUCGCCAGUCUCUCCACCGAUUGGCAGUGAUGAUUCAGCGCCAGAGGUCUCGCCUCUAUCUCCCAUUUCUAUGAAUUUGAUGCCAGCCAGGGACAACGAUACGCUUUUUGUCCCCAAAGGUAGCAAGGAUGACAACCGCAGAUCAUUUAUCGAAAUGCAGUCAGCCCAGAUGCGCCAGGACGAAGGCUUGGCCUUUGCGAAAGCUGUCCGUGUUAAUAGCGUCGCUUACACCGGCAACUGGGAGGAUGGAGCUCCGCCUGGUAUGGGAACUAUGCCCAUAUCACCAGACCCUAAACGUCCACUGCGCGAAUCGCCAGAGUCCAUGUCCCACCAAGCACAUGGUGACGGAAGCCCGUCCGCUUCAAUCCACUCCAACGUUUCUGCCUUGGCUCCUCAGCCUGCACCAUACAGCAGUAAUCCUAUCUCACGACAGACUAGCACCAUUAGCACAAUGUCGCGAGUUGAUAGGGCUGAUGCUGGGCAGCUUCACACGCGGAUGGCCUCGGUAAGACUGCAAGACUCCAUGAAUGCUGCCGGCGGAGACGCUCUUUCAUUAUUUGUAACCAGAACAACACACCUUUAUGAAUUAUUCCGACUCCAUGCCGAGACCGUUCGGUCAAUCCCGAGCUCAUCGCCUAAGGAUGCGUCCCGUGCAUCGCUCUGGUGGUUCCUUCGCGGUAGGAUGGGACUUGAGAUUGCCGUUCGAGAGCGACCCACGACUCCCCAGUCGCAGAUGCAAAACGAAAUGGAUCGCCAACAGGCGUAUACGAACCUAUCCAAGAGCUAUUGGCUGGCGGAAGAAAUGAUUCCAGAGAUCUUGCAGAUCCACGGCGCGGUGGCUGAGCCUGAAGUCGAUGUCGUUCGCCAACAAGUUGUCUCGGCCCUAACAAAGCUUUCCAUGUCCAUGAAGCGAAAUGGCUUUUUGCCCCCCGAAGAAACAUUUUUGCCGCAAACCGUCGACAAAUUUAUAUGGGUAGAGUAUCCUGCAGUCAGUCAAGACAUGCUCGGCCUGUUGUCUGGUAACUGGGGUUCGGGAAUGUCUGCCAUGCAGCAGCCUCUAGUUUCAUUGCAACUUAUGGACGCGCUGCCACUGGGUGAUACCGUUGACCACUUUAGUUACGGCCGAGUCAUGGUCGACGCAUACCUUAUGGAGCAAGGAAGAGAAUCUCAGCAGCUCUACUUCCCUUGCAUGCUCUCCAUGGUCCGUCCCCAGCGUGAUAUGGGACUUAUUUUUGUUCUUGCAAGCCAGAAUGGAAUCGUUCAGAUGGCCAUCCAAGACAGCCGUGGAAGUGGACCUACCUGGAAAGAUAUCCGAUGGCGUAAUGAAGCAUGUUGUUUGGAAAUGAGGUUGCCUCGUGGGUUCAUUCUCAACAUCCAGAUGAGUCAACAAGACUACCGAAUGCUAUGGAACAUGUACGACUUUGGAGCCAAGGUACGAUCUACUUUGCAGCCACGACCAGACGAGGUCAUGGUCUUCCAAAACACUAUCCGCUCCUUCCAGUACAUCGAUGCCGACCCUCAAUCCCGCAUCUUCCCCAAAGAGCCAGUUCAAUUUUGCGAUGUUGCGUUGUUUGAGCGUGUACGCAAGGUGAACGGCCCCUCAGGAAUGCGCACGUUCCAUGCUGGUUGCCGUAUUGCUGCUGUAACUGGUCCGAGAACCAGAACUUUGAGCAGCGUGCACCAUAGCUAUAAUCCCGACAUGCCCAUUCAGUUUGGCUUCUUCCGCGGCGAAGACCAAUGCCCUGCACUAUCCGUUCGCUUCGACAAUGGCCGUCAACGUGGGCGUAUGGUGUUGGUGUUUGGCGACGAGAAGGAGAGAGUGCGAUUCCACUCGCUACUGACGGGUACUGAUCUCGACGCCGACGAACGAAUCUUUUGCAACGUUUUCUUAAAGAGCCAUAUGAUCUCACAGAGUCUACGCGAGCCACGAGGCAUGAUGCCAUUUGCUGGUCUCCCCUGGAACGCAGCGCGUGUUGUCAACGAUCAGCUUGGACCUUCUGGCGACCAGCCAUCUACAGUCCUGGCAGACAAGCUAAAGAUUGUUCUCGAAUAUCAGAGCGGCACAAUUACUGACCGCGUCAACGUCGAUACUGGCGAGCUACGUAUGCGAGUGGAUGCGGCCUAUCCUUGCAUGUUGCGACUGUUGCGCCAACCACAGCACGACAUUACCAUGGCAUGCUUAGAAAUGCCAUCUCCCAACGACCAUCCAUCGCAGAUGGCGGAAGCUUUGCGUCUAAUUAACACCAGCCAAACAAUUCGUACACUCGAGUUUAACACUAUUAAAGACCUUCACGAUUUCCAGUUUGCUAUUACCGGAUACCGAGUCGUCUUUGACGGCGUAGCGUCGCUUUUCGCCAUUGCGCGUCGACGGAGCGUCGUACCCAUUCACAAGAAAUGGGAGGCGGAGAAGACUAGGAUACAGAUCGUGCGCAACGGAGACGGUCAUGUACAGCUCCUCGCAUUCUUUGAAGAUUUUCAGUACGGCCACUGUAUGGGCUUCCAGCUCAAGGGCACGGACGUGUAUGAGUCGUUUAGCAAGAGCAGUAAAGCAGGUAUCAAAAUCGUGGACGCCAAAUUUCCACUGCCGCGACUACCAGAGGACAAGAAUGCCGAUUUUGACGAUAUGGCGUUUGUUUGCCUUGAUUUGCCGGAUUUGCCUGGAGAGCACGACGAUAUUUCUAUUUUUUUCGACACAGAGGCUGAACGCGAUAUGCUUUGCGGUUGUCUCCCAGCAGAUGUCAAGGGAGCGUCUCGCCUUGGAGCACGAUUACUGAAGAACAACUCGGGUUAGACACGGCGCCUUUUGAUUUGCUGAAAAGAAUGUUCAGCAGAGGCAAGCCUGUGUGUGCCAUAUCAUGGGGGAAUAAGAGGCUAUCCAUUAUAGUGGGAUGUAGCAGGAUCGUAUUUAACAGACAUAUAACAAACAACUACAAUGGCAUGGGAUAUCACGAGCGUUGAUUAAAAAUAUGGAAAAAUAGCAUUUUGAUAGAAAGAGAAUCCAAGAAGUGCAUAAUUUAU